This is a messenger RNA of Acanthosepion pharaonis, 4176 nucleotides long. Lineage: Eukaryota; Metazoa; Mollusca; Cephalopoda; Sepiida; Sepiidae. The record is from the annotation of a GenBank genome assembly.
AUGUCUUUUCUCUCUUUGCAUAUCUCUGUCUGUCUCUCUAACCAUGUCUUUUCUCUCUCUCUUUGCAUGUCUAUCUGUCUCUCUCUUCUUCUCUCACUUUGCAUGUCUCUAUCUGUCUCUCUAACCAUGUCUUUUCUCUUUUGCAUGUCUUUCUCUCUUUUCUUUUGCAUUCUCUUUCUCUUUACUUUGCAUGUCUCUUUCUCUCUUUGUGUCUCUUUCUCUCUUUUGCAUGUCUCUUUCUGUCUCUCUUGCUUGUCUCUUUCUCUCCCUUUGCAUGUCUUUUCUGUCUCUUUUGCCAUGUCUUUUUCUCUCUUUGCAUUUGUCUAUCUCUCUCUCUCUCUUUGUCUUUUCUCUCUUUUGCUUUUCUCUUUCUCUCUUUUGCUUUUGCUUGUCUUUCUCUCUUUUGCUUUCUCUUUCUCUCUUUUGCUUUUGCUUGUCUCUUUCUCUCUUUUGCUUGUCUCUUUCUCUCUUUUGCUUUUGCUUGUCUCUUUCUCUCUUUUGCUUUUGCUUGUCUCUUUCUCUCUUUUGCUUUUGCUUGUCUCUUUCUCUCUUUUGCUUGUCUCUUUCUCUCUUUUGCUUGUCUCUUUCUCUCUUUUGCUUGUCUCUUUCUCUCUUUUGCUUGUCUCUUUCUCUCUUUUGCAUGUCUCUUUCUCUCUUUGCUUUUGCUUGUCUCUUUCUCUCUUUUGCUUUUGCUUGUCUCUUUCUCUCUUUUGCUUUUGCUUGUCUCUUUCUCUCUUUUGCUUUUGCUUGUCUCUUUCUCUUUUGCUUGUCUCUUUCUCUCUUUGCAUGUCUCUUUCUCUCUUUUGCAUGUCUCUUUCUCUCUUUUGUCUCUUCUCUUUCUCUCUCUCUAGCCUCUUUCUCUCUUUUUCUCUCUCUCUCUCUCUCUUUUAUGUCUCCUCUCUCUCUCUUUGCUUUCAUUGUCUUUUUCUCUCUUUGCAUGUCUUGUCUCUCUUUGCAUGUCUUUUCUCUCUCUCUCUCUCUCUCUCUUGCAUGUCUCUCUCUGUCUCUCUAGCCAUGUCUUUUCUCUCAAUUUGCAUGUCUCUAUCUGUCUCUAGCCAUGUCUUUUCUCUCUCUUUGCAUGUCUCUAUCUGUCUCUCUUGUCUUUUCUCUCUUUCUCUCUCUAUCUCUGCUUUUCUCUCUUUCAUGUCUCUAUCUCUCUCUCUAGCCAUGUCUUUUCUCUCUCUUUGCAUGUCUCUUUCUCUCUCUCUAACCAUGUCUUUUCUCUCUCUUCUCUCUCUCUGCAUGUCUCUAUCUCUCUCUUUUUCUCUCUCUUUCUCUCUUCCUCUAGCCAUGUCUUUUCUCUCUCUCUCUCUCUCCAUGUCUCUUUGUCUCACUUGUGUGUCUUUUCUCUCUCUUUGCAUGUCUCUCUCUCUCUCUCUCUUUGCUUGUCUCUUUCUCUCUUCUGCUUUAGCUUGUCUCUUUCUCUCUUCUGCAUGUCUUUCUCUCUUUUUUGUCUCUAUCUGUCUCUCCUGCCAUGUCUUUUCUCUCUCUCUUUGCAUGUCUCUAUCUGUCUCUCCCUAUGUCUUUCUUUCUCUCUGUCUCUCUCUCUGUCUCUCUAGUCUCUUUUUCUUUUGCAUGUCUCUUUCUCUCUCUCUCUGUCUCUUUCUCUCUUUGCAUGUCUCUAUCUGUCUCUCUAGCAUGUCUUUCUCUCUUUGCAUGUCUCUAUCUCCAUUCUUUUCUCUCUCUUUGCAUGUCUCUAUCUGUCUCUCUUCUUUCUCUCUUUUGCAUGUCUCUAUCUCUCUCUCUAGCCAUGUCUUUUCUCUCUUUUGCUUGUCUCUUUCUCUCUUUGCCAUGUCUUUUCUCUCUUUUGCUCUCUCUGUCUCUCUCUUUCUUUCUUUUCUCUCUUUGCAUGUCUCUAUCUUUCUCUUUUGCUUGUCUUUUCUCUCUUUGUUUGUCUCUUUCUCUCUUUGUCUUUUCUCUUUCUCUCUUUUGCAUGUCUCUUCUCUCUUUGUCUUUUCUCUUUUGCUUGUCUCUAUCUGUCUCUCUUUUGUGUCUUUCUCUCUUUCUUUUCUGUCUCUAUCUCCAUGUCUUUUCUCUCUCUUUUUGUCUCUUUCUCUCUAUUUUCUUUUUUUUGUCUCUUUUUCUCUUUUGUUUCUUUGUCUCUAUCUUCUCUUUGUCUCUCUCUUUGCAUGUCUCUUCUCUCUCUCUCUUUUUUUCUCUCUUUGCAUGUCUCUUCUGUCUCUUAACCAUGUCUUUUCUCUCUUUUUGUCUCUAUCUGUCUCUCUUUUGUCUUUUCUCUUUGUCUCUCUCUCUCUCUCUCUUUGUCUUUUCUCUCUCUUUUGCUUGUCUCUUUCUCUUUUGAUUUUUCUCUUUCUCUCUCUUUCUGUCUUUUGCUCUUUCUCUCUCUCUCUUUGCAUGUCUUUUCUGUCUCUUUGCUUUUGCUUGUCUUUUUCUCUCUUUUUGCUUUUGCAUGUCUCUCUCUUUUUUCUUUGCUUGUCUUUUCUCUCUUUGCUUGUCUCUUUCUGUCUUUGCCAUGUCUUUUUCUCUCUUUUUUUUGUCUCUUUCUCUCUUUUCUUUUGUUUGUCUUUUCUCUCUUUUUGCAUUUCUCUUUCUCUCUUUAGCCAUGUUUGUUCUCUCUCUUUUUUUUUGUCUCUAUCUGUCUCUCUAGCCAUUUGUCUUUUCUCUCUUUUGCAUGUCUCUAUCUGUCUCUCUAGCCAUGUCUUUUUUCUCUCUUUUGCAUGUCUCUUUCUGUCUCUCUAUUUUGUUUUUCUCUCUUUGCUUGUCUCUAUCUCUCUCUUGUUUUCUCUUUUCUCUCUUUUGCUUGUCUCUAUCUGUCUCUCUUUGUUUGUCUUUUCUCUUUGUUUGUCUGUCUCUUUCUCUCUCUCUAGCCAUGUCUUUUCUCUCUCUUUUGCAUGUCUCUUUCUCUCUCUUGCCAUGUCUUUUUCUCUCUCUCUCUCUCUUUGCAUGUCUCUUUCUGUCUCCCUUUUCUCUUUUCUCUUUGCAUGUCUCUAUCUGUCUCUCUUUGUCUGUCUUUUCUCUCUUUCUUUUGUUUGUCUCUUUCUGUCUCUUUUGUUUUGUCUUUUUCUCUCUUUUGCAUGUCUCUAUCUGUCUCUCUCCAUUUCUUUCUCUCUCUUUGCAUGUCUCUUUCUCUCUUUGUUUGUCUCUUUUCUCUCUUUUGUCUCUAUCUGUCUCAUUUCUCUUUUUGCUCUCUUUGCAUUUCUCUCUCUGUCUCUUUUGCCAUGUCUUUUCUCUCUUUUGCAUUUCUCUAUCUGUCUCUCUUUGCCAUGUCUUUUCUCUCUUUUGCAUGUCUCUAUCUGUCUCUCUUUCCAUGUCUUUUGCUUUUGCUUGUCUCUUUCUCUCUCUCUUUUGCAUUUCUUUUCUCUCUUUUCCAUUUUUCUUCUUUCUCUUUGCUUGUCUUUUCUCUCUUUGUUUGUCAUUCUCUUGUUGUCUCUUUCUCUCUUUUCUUUUUUCUCUCUUUGCAUGUCUCUUCUGUCUCUCUAUUGUCUUUUCUCUCUUUGCAUGUCUCUUUCUGUCUCUCUAGCCAUUCUUUUCUCUCUCUUUGCAUGUCUCUCUCUUUCUCUCUUUUUUGUCUUUUUCUCUCUUUUUGCAUGUCUCUUCUCUCUCUCUUGUCAUGUCUUUUCUCUCUUGCUUGUCUCUUUCUCUCUCUUUUGUCUUUUCUCUCUUUUGCAUGUCUCUAUCUGUCUCUCUAACCAUGUCUUUUCUCUCUUUUGCAUGUCUCUUUCUGUCUCUCUAGCCAUGUCUUUUCUCUCUUUUUGCAUGUCUCUUUCUGUCUCUUUUUGUCUUUUUUCUCUCUUUGCAUGUCUCUUCUGUCUCUUAGCCAUGUCUUUUCUCUCUUUGCAUGUCUCUUUCUGUCUCUUUUGUCUUUUCUCUCUCUUUCUUGUCUCUUUCUCUCUUUCUCUCUCUCUAGCCAUGUCUUUUCUCUCUCUUUGCAUGUCUCUCUGUCUCUUUUUUUUGUCUUUUCUCUCUUUGCAUGUCUUUAUCUGUCUCUCUAGCCAUGUCUUUCUCUCUUUGUUUGUCUCUUUCUGUCUCUCUGCCAUGUCUUUCUCUCUCUUUUGCAUGUCUCUUUCUGUCUCUUUGUCAUGUCUUUUCUCUCUCUCUCAUCUCUCUGCAUUUGUCUGUCUCUUUCUCUCUUUUUCUCUCUUUUUGCAUGUCUCUAUCUGUCUCUCUUUUUUUGUCUUUUCUCUCUCUUUGCAUUUCUCUUCUCUGUCUCUCUAG